Messenger RNA from Lepisosteus oculatus (spotted gar), 1840 nucleotides. The record is from RefSeq and is a predicted model, not a curated record. Lineage: Eukaryota; Metazoa; Chordata; Actinopteri; Semionotiformes; Lepisosteidae.
CUGGAGACAGGACACUGACACACUAGCAGUCAUGGCGGUGGGCAUCAGUCUCUGCGUGUUGGCAGCUCUGGUCCUGACAGUGAGAGAAUAAACUCAGCUGUUCCUGUGGGUCUCCUCUGCUGGGCAGUGGAUCUCCAAGGAAAGAGACAACUAUGGGCAACAAGAAGUGAUCAAAACACCCAGAUAAAGUUGUGGAAAGGCGCAGACCAGGAGAUGGAUAGAAAAGAUUUCACUUUGUAAAGGAAGAAUCAAUUAUGACUUAAUGUAUCUUCAUUGUUAUUUUAGAAAGAGUGUGUGAACUCUGUAGGCACUGUACCUGAUGAACUGCAAGUGAACACUGAAACAUACAUUCCUCUGAAGCACCACAGCGAAUGAGAGCUUCCUGAUUGUCUGUGCUGUUAGACCACAUUUUUGCACAGAUAAUACAUUUGAGCUGUCCUACAGCUAACUCACGCACUGUAAUUACUGUUGUUGACUAAAAAUGUACAGAAUUUAUUCAGUUUUUUACUUGAUGGAAUGUGGAAGAGUGAGAUCAAGGUAAAAGGGAAGUGAGGUACAUCCCAGUGCAAAUAUAGUAAAAGUACACUCCUCUCUCAGUGUCUGCUGUCCUCUUCUGAAUGUUUGACUGAUUGUUUAUGUGUUAUAAAGAGGAGGGAGGGAGACAAGGCGUGUCUCUCCAGGUGUGUAGAGAGACUGGAAGAAAGAGAGAACAGAUGAGGGAGGGAGGGACAGGAGGCAUGUCUCUCCAGGUGUGUAUAUCAGAGCAGGAGACCGACAGAGGGAGAGAGGAGAGAAAGGAGAAGCUGCAGACAGGACUCUGACACACUAGCAGUCAUGGCGGUGGGCAUCAGUCUCUGCGUGUUGGCGGCUCUGGUCCUGACAGUGAGAGCCUGCGGCCAGGCGCCCCUGAGUCCCAGUGUUCUGCAGGGAAACUCUGCCAAGGAGGGGUCCUGGCCCUGGCAGGCCAGCCUGCACUGGAAAGGUCAAUACUUGUGUGGAGGCUCACUGAUCAACAGCAACUGGGUGCUGACAGCUGCAAUUUGCUUCAAUGGUACCAUUGCCAGUCAGUGGACAGUGUACCUGGGAAGACAGACACAGCUGGGCAUGAAUCCUCACGAAGUGACCAGAGGGGUCCAGACGAUCAUUCUUUACCCCUACACUUCCUAUAUUUUUUAUGAUAACAUCGCCCUGCUGAAGCUGAGCAGCCCUGUGAACUUCACUGACUACAUCCAGCCCAUCUGUUUGGCCGAUGUCAACAGCUCCUUCCACAACUGCACCAGCUGCUGGGUCACUGGCUGGGCCAACAUGACAGACAACACGGCCUUGUCAGGGAACAAGACCCUACAGCAGGUCCAGCUGCCCAUCAUUGAGAACACAGACUGUGUUGAUCAGAUAUACAAAAUCUACAAUUUUCCAUAUGUAACAGACAAAAUGAUCUGUGCUGGUGUGAUUCAGAACAACAUCUCAUCUUGCAUGGUAACUGAAGUAGUUGUUUCUUUCCAACACCUGACACUAAACUACACAAACAAAAUAAAUAAAAAAACAAAGCCUUAUGAUAUUAUAUAACUAUACUAUACAUUAAAGGGAAUAUACAGGGAAUUAGAUGAUCUUGACUGUGUGUUUGUAUUUACCCAUCUCUCUCAGAGCAGUGUUAAUGUACUGGAGUGUCCAGCCAGUGUUUCUGUAUUAACCCCUCUCUCUCAGUGCAGUUUUAAUGUACUAGAGUGUCCAGUCAUUGUGUCUGUAUUAUCCCCUCUCUCUCUCUCAGUGCAGUGUUAAUGUACUGGAGUGUACAGUCAGUGUGUCUGUAUUAACCUCUCUCUUUUUCUGCAUUAAUUCC